Messenger RNA from Amphibalanus amphitrite, 1850 nucleotides. Its product is annotated as nuclear distribution protein nudE-like 1-B. Lineage: Eukaryota; Metazoa; Arthropoda; Thecostraca; Balanomorpha; Balanidae. Gene Ontology annotation, molecular function: microtubule binding. The transcript has 5 exons. The coding region runs from base 6 to 608 and encodes 200 amino acids. Gene Ontology annotation, cellular component: kinetochore; centrosome; kinesin complex. Gene Ontology annotation, biological process: cell migration; establishment of mitotic spindle orientation; centrosome localization. The record is from RefSeq and is a predicted model, not a curated record.
GGACCAUGGUGGUAUCGCUGGAGGACUUUGAGGGCCGACUGAACCAGGCGCUGGAGAGGAACGCCUUCCUCGAGUCUGAGCUGGAUGAGAAGGAGACGUUGAGAGAGAUGGUGCAGCGGCUUAAAGACGAGUCCAGAGAUCUCCGCCAAGAGCUGGUGAUCCGCGAGCGUCACGAAGCUGACGACCAGGAGCCCGACAACGAGCGGUCAGCAGUGGACAGCAACAAGCGGCUGGAGGACGGACCGGACGGCGGGGUGCGGCCGGUGGCGCCGCCUGUGGCGCCCACAGCCACACCGGCCGCCCUCACUGCCAACACCACUGCUAAAGUGCCACCGGCAGUGGGCGAGCAGCCGGCCACCAACGGUCACGUGGUCGCUCCCUUGGACGGCGGUCCCAUGACGCCUUCGUCACGGAUUUCGGCGCUCAACAUUGUCGGCGACCUCCUGCGUAAAGUCGGGGCGCUCGAGUCCAAGCUGGCCUCGUGCAAGUCGUACGUCAAGGACAACCCGCGGCCGCACGCGGGGCACGGACAGCAGGUCGGCCGUGACCUUCACAGGGUUAAACCCAGGAAGGUGGUCACCAAAAUUCCGACCCAGGUUCAGCGUUAAACGCAGGUCUCUGUCAGCUGGCAUCGCUAUCUGUCCGGAUACAAGCCGCCGCUGCCAUGGCAACCACGCCCCGCGUCGCUCACCGCUGCGUCGCCAUGUCAACCGCUGCGUCACCGCCUGUCACCGUAACAGGUUACGGUUGCCAUGGUUACCUCUGUUCACCGCAGACGCCGUAUGUGUUGCCAUGACUACCACCGCUGUAGUAUGUGCUCGCCUCAUAGUUGACAAACUCUACCUUCGAUAGUGCCUGUGAUUCUCGCUUUAGAAGUACGCUCUUUCAGUUCAUUGCUUGGACGAUCACAGCACCUUUAUUCGUACCAGUGAGUGUGUGUUUCAAAUGCGUGACACGCGGCUAGUGCAGUGCUUCUCGCUGGGAAAGCCAUCUUGGCUUAUCAGCUGCGAGGAAAGUCUAUGACGGAGUGUCAGCAAGAAUGGUGAAGAGAAUCUCUGAAAAGUGCUCCGGUCGGGGCUAAGUGCUGGACCCACUUGUGUGCUGGGUGGUGCGGAUGAUAGUUGAAAUGGUUUAGAGUGUGCUGGGAUUGACAGGAGGGUUUUCUCUAGUGGUCGGUGUUGGCAGUGAUGACAGCGAUGGCAGUGGCAGUGGUGACAGUGGCAGUGGCAGCGAUGGCAGCGGCAGAUGCGGUGACAAUGGUUUAGGUUAUUAAAAUUGAAAGAGUGGGGAGUUAGAGUGUUAGAGUGGACGGCAACGCGAUGAAGAGUUGCAAUGAAAGUGUUACAUGUAGUUGAGUGACUGAGUGUUAAACUAAAUGUGAGAUAGUGUAAGAGUGUGAGAGGCAGAAGUAAGGUGUUGAGUUGUGGGUGAAAGAGAGUGAACGAGUGAGUAUGUAAGUGAUUGCGUGCGUGAAUGAAUAAAUGAAUGAAUGGGUGAAUGAGUGAGUGAGUGAGCGAAAGGUUGAGAGAAAGUAGGAGAUGGAGAGAGACGCUCCAGUCACUUGCUCUUUGUUCGUCCUUCAUUUUGUGCUUACGUGCUCGCCGAACGCGUUUAAAACAUCUUGAACAUGUGUUCUCGCUCUGCUCGCGGGAGACGUGUGGUGAUUACGCUGCGGCCCGGGCUAUCGGAGUGAGCCCAUUGGCGUUGUUGUUUGGUAAGGUCCGAAAUAUCUGAAGUUAUUUUCCCGUUGUGCAGAAUUACUUUGCGAGUGAUGUCUGUUUUUGUGUUGGCGGUCGUCCGGUAACUUCUUCCUGAAUCUGUCAGAGAAAAUAUUAUAUUUCCAGUCUUAA